This is a messenger RNA of Ostertagia ostertagi, 1176 nucleotides long. NCBI's taxonomy places the organism in Eukaryota, Metazoa, Nematoda, Chromadorea, Rhabditida, Trichostrongylidae. The record is from the annotation of a GenBank genome assembly.
AUGGAUGAACAUGGAAUCUUCCGUGAAGGAGACAGUCUUUCAUCAAGCGUCGCGAUACCCUCUUGCACCCUACGUCCCGCCCCCGACAGCUCCGCCCACUGUGCAAAAACUGCUUAUUCAACAGCAAAAUAUCAUGUACACAUGCUCAAUGCAGAUGUAGCCCUACUUUGUUGGUCGGAUGGCAGCGCCCUUCAAAUUGGCAGCCCUACCCAAAUGCAAUUUGUGAACUUGACGGGUAUUAUGACGGAGGACGUGGAUGGCCACGUCUUGGACAAGUAUGAGCUGCAAAAACGACUCGGUAAAGGUGCUUACGGUAUCGUAUGGAAAGCGAUUGAUCGCCGAACGAAGGACGUUGUCGCUUUGAAAAAGAUAUUUGAUGCCUUUCGGAAUCAAACAGACUCUCAACGGACAUUCCGUGAAGUGAUGUUUCUGCAGGAGUUUGGUCGACAUCCAAAUGUUAUCAAGUUGUUCAACAUUCACAAGGCUGACAAUGACAGGGAUAUCUAUUUGGUGUUCGAAUACAUGGAAGCCGAUUUGCAUAAUGUCAUCAAGAAAAUGACCAUUCUGAAGGACGUCCACAAGCAGUACAUAAUGUGUCAGCUAUUCCGAGCUAUUCGUUUUUUGCACAGCGGAAACGUGCUGCAUAGAGACCUGAAGCCAUCAAAUGUGCUGCUGGAUGCAGAUUGCCGUGUAAAAUUAGCCGAUUUCGGACUGGCACGAUCGCUUUCGUCGGUUGUACUGACUUCAGGUCGAGCAUUGUUUCCCGGGACGUCAACCAUAAACCAGAUAGAACGGAUUAUGAACGCCAUCAGUCGACCGAGUCGUGCCGAUAUCGAAAGUAUCGGUAGUCACUACGCGCUGUCGGUACUCGAGAAGAUGCCGCAAAGGCCUCGAAAAACCCUGGACACCAUGAUCAACACCAAUAAUCCUCAUGCACUUGAUCUCAUUCAUAGGCUAUUGAUUUUUGCGCCUCACCGACGGUUAACUGUGGAGCAAUGCUUGGUUCAUCCGUAUGUUGUGCAAUUUCAUAAUCCGGCUGAUGAGCCGGUGCUACCGUAUGAUAACGUGCACAAUCGGCCGAUUCACGAACAUCCAAAGGAAAUGGUACGGCCAAAGGUCGGAGGCGAUCAAUCGAACGACCAAGAAUGUUUAGCGGAAUUAAGCCGAGUCGGCUAA